AUGGGAGAGGCUGUUCUUGGGGCAUUGCUUCCGGUGCUGCUCGAAAAGUUAGCGCAGCGAGAGGUCUUUCAGUACUUCAGACGUCUUAAGGGAGUCAACAAAACGGUGAUGGAGAAGUGGACUAGAAUGUUGACUGCAAUUCAAGCAGUGCUGAGAGAUGCGGAAGAGAAGCAACUAACACAAAGUGGAGUGAAACUGUGGCUAGAUGAUCUCAGAGAUUUGGCUUACGAUAUUGAAGACAUAUUAGACACAUUUGCUACUAAAGUGCUGAAGCGAAGGAUAGAAAGACAACAUGGAAGAAAAAGCAAGUACUCAUGGAUCAGCUCACUUUGUGGAGCUAAAUUCAAUUUAAGUUUGAACUCAGAAAUCCAGAAGAUAAGUGAUCGACUUGAGAAGAUAACUGCUCGAGAAAAGCAGUUUAAACUGAAGGAACAUGAAGUGCCUAAAAAGCCGUGGAAAAUGCCACCCACUACAUCUCAACUAGAUGGACCUGUGAUCGGAAGGGAAGAUGCAAAGGCUAAGAUUCUUGGUGAUGUGCUCUUAAAAGGCGAACAUAGUACCAGCAAUUUUCAUAACUUUCGUGUGGUUUCCAUUGUUGGUACGGGUGGACUAGGAAAGACAACACUUGCUAAAGAUGUCUUCAACGAUGCUGCACCUGAACAAUUUCGCCCAAAGGGAUGGGUGUCUGUGUCCGAUGACUUCGACCUUCUAAGGGUAACAACUGCAGUUCUUGAAUCUGUCACCUCAGGUUCUGUGAAGGAAUCUAAAGAGCUCAAUUCGGUUUUGGUAAAGUUGAGUGAGGAAUUGGCUGGCAAGAAGUUUUUGAUUGUUCUAGAUGAUGUCUGGAAUACAUGCAACUACGAUCAAUGGACAACAUUGCAGUCGGCUUUUCGUGUUGGAGCAGUAGGAAGCAAGAUCAUUGUGACGACGCGUGAUGUGAAUGUUGCAAAGAUGAUGGGAGACAAUAAACCUCAUAACUUGGAGUCGAUGUCAGGAGAUGGUUGUUGGAAGAUCUUUGAGCAUCAUGCACUGUUAAACAACAUAUCCCAAGAUGUUGAGUUGUUUAAGAAGAAAAUUGUAGAAAAAUGCAAUGGGUUGCCGUUAGCUGCAAAGACUCUUGGUGGUCUUUUACGUUGUAAAGAAAAAGAUGAAUGGGAAGAAGUACUAGAGCACAAGAUGUGGAAUCUAUCAGACCAGAUGGGCAUCCUCCCAGCAUUGAAGUUGAGCUAUCACUAUCUCCCAUCAAAUUUGAAACGGUGUUUCACCUAUUGCGCGAUACUUCCAAAUGAUUAUGAAUUUGAGGAGAUGCAGUUGGUUCUUUUUUGGAUGGCAGAGGAUUUGAUUCAGCAGCUACCAGAAGGAAACAAACAAAUGGAAGAUUUGGGACGUGACAAUUUUCAAGAGUUGGUGUCCAGGUCAUUAUUUCAAAAAUCAAGCAAAACAGAGUCGAAAUACAUAAUGCAUGACCUGGUUACUGAAUUGGCACGUUGGGCUGCAGGAAGCUCAUGUUCUAGAUUGGAGGAUAUGCAGAAUUAUUACUUGCAACAUAGAUGUUUGCCCAAGGUUCGUCAUUCGUCUUACAUUCCUGGAGAGUAUGAUGGAGUUAAGAAGUUUGAGGUCUAUUCUGAAGCUACAUCUUUGCGGAUGUUCUUACCACUACCACUUUCACUUUCAUAUUGGAAUUAUAAUUAUCUGGCUCAGAAGGUUACUUCUGAUUUAUUGACCAAACUCCAUUACUUACGACUGCUCUCUCUAAAUGAAUACCGAAUAACCGAGUUGCCAGAUACAAUUGGUGAAUUGAAGCAUCUACGGUAUCUUGAUCUCUCCCACACUGGGAUAAGAAGUUUGCCAGACUCGACAACAACUCUGUACAACUUGCAGACAUUGUUAUUGAAAAGUUGUGACCAGUUGAAGGCACUGCCCACAAGCAUGAGGAACCUAGUUAAUUUGCGUCAUCUCAACAAUUCAGGUACACGGUCGUUGAAAGAAAUGCCUCCUCAGCUUGGUCAAUUGACUAACCUCCAAACAUUGCCUGAGUUUGUUAUUGGCAAAGGUAGUGGAUCAGGAGUAAGAGAGAUCGAGUCAUUAUUGCAUCUGCAAGGGACAUUGCACAUCUCAAGACUAGAAAAUGUGAUUUGUGUCGAGGAUGCCAGGAGUGCCAACUUAAAGAGCAAGGAAAGGCUUGAAGCCCUAUUUCUUGAAUGGUCUUCUUCGAGUGUCUCAACAGAAGAUGCAGCAAUUGUGCUUGACAUGUUACAACCUCAUAGCAAGCUCAAAGAGCUCACCAUCAAAGGUUAUGCUGGAUUGAAAUUUUCAACAUGGAUUGGGAAUCCUUCAUUCACUAAAAUGGUGCGGGUAGAGUUAGAAGGUUGUAAUCAUUGUCAAUUCUUGCCACCAUUCGGACAGUUGCCUUGUCUCAAAGAACUUUGUAUACAAGAAAUGGAUGCAGUGGAGAGUGUUGGUGUUGAGUUUUAUGGAAAAGUAUCUAAAUACAAACAGCUUCAUGGAUCAAACAUUGAAAAGUGCAAGAUGGUGGUGUACGACACAAGUACAGUUCAGUUUGAGUUACUAGAGAGUUUGACAUAUUCAAAUGUAUCAGAAUUGAGAUUCCAAACAGAGGCGUUCAUGAAAAGCUUGAAAAAUGUUAAAGAGUUGAAGAUCACUGGUUGUGAGGAGCUUACACGUUGCUUUCAAAAUGAGGAUAGAUUACUGCAACACUUGAUUUCUCUUGGUCGUCUGUAUAUCGAAGACAACUCGAUCCUUGUUGAAAAGCUAGGGAUUGAAGCAGAGCAGUUGGUGCAAUUGCAAAUCCUGGAUUGCAAGAUUGAACGUCUGGAAUUAAGCAAGUGUGGAAGCCUUGUGAAGGUACCAGAAGGAUUGCAUCACCUUAGAUCACUUCAAGAGCUGCACAUAAGUGAAUGUUCAAGUCUUGUUUCUUUUCCGGAUGUUGGUCUGCCACCUUGUCUUCAAGAGCUGCACAUAACUCUUGAUCUAAGUCACACCCAGAAUAUUGGAAGAAUGAUCAAAAGUCAUUUCCCACACUCCCAGUUCAUUGUGGUUUCACUGAAAGAGGGCAUGUUCAAUAAUGCUAAUGUCCUUUUCCGAACAAAGUUUGUGGAUGGAAUUUCAACUGUUCAAAGGACCGUUGCUAAACAAAACAAGUGA
Messenger RNA from Fragaria vesca subsp. vesca, 3165 nucleotides. Its product is annotated as putative disease resistance RPP13-like protein 1-like. Gene Ontology annotation, biological process: defense response to other organism. NCBI's taxonomy places the organism in Eukaryota, Viridiplantae, Streptophyta, Magnoliopsida, Rosales, Rosaceae. Bases 1 to 3165 code for a protein of 1054 amino acids. Gene Ontology annotation, molecular function: protein binding; ADP binding. The record is from RefSeq and is a predicted model, not a curated record. The transcript has 4 exons.